GGCGGGGCGGGAAGCGCUUUGUUCCCGGGUUCUCCCGCCUCCUGGGGCGCGUGAAGCGCGGAGCUCGGGAUCCCAAGUCCACUAGGCCUACGCGGGCUGAGGGCGCGGAGGGGAUCCGCGGCACCGGUGCGCCCCGGUCUCCGCCCAGCCUGCUGCACUGGCAGCGAGCGUGGGAGCUCGGGAGCUCGGCCAGGCGCCGAGCGGAGGCAGCCAGCCGGGAGCCAGUCGCGCUGGGAGAAGAGACAGGCGGAGGGCGGGGGAAGCUGGGGAGGCCACAAAGGGAAAGCGAAAGCCGAGAGCGCCAGGCCGGUGAAGGCGCCGCACUGCUCUCCGGACGCCAGUGGUACCCGGCCCUUCCCUCGUGGGCCUUCCUGGCCCAGCCCGCCUCGCCGCAGCAAUGGCCAUCGCCCAUCUGGCCACGGAGUACGUGUUCUCAGACUUCUUGCUGAAGGAGCCCACAGAGCCCAAGUUCAAGGGGCUGCGGCUGGAUCUGGCAGUGGACAAGAUGGUCACGUGCAUUGCUGUGGGGCUGCCGCUGCUACUCAUUUCGCUGGCCUUCGCGCAGGAAAUCUCAAUAGGUACCCAAAUAAGCUGUUUCUCCCCAAGUUCUUUCUCCUGGCGCCAGGCUGCCUUUGUGGAUUCUUAUUGCUGGGCUGCUGUGCAGCAGAAGGGCUCCCUGCAGAGCGAGUCUGGAAACCUCCCACUGUGGCUGCAUAAGUUUUUCCCCUACAUCCUGUUGCUAUUUGCCAUCCUCCUGUACCUGCCAUCCCUCUUCUGGCGUUUAGCAGCUGCUCCUCAUAUUUGCUCAGACUUGAAGUUUAUCAUGGAAGAACUUGACAAAGCUUACAACCGCGCAAUUAAGGCUGCAAAGAGUGCCUGUGACCUUGACCUGAGAGAUGGUGCCUACGCAGUUCCAAGUGUUAAUGAGAAUACAGCACAAAGUUUGUGGGAGAUAUCUGAAAGCCACUUCAAGUACCCAAUUGUAGAGCAAUACUUGAAGACAAAGAAAAACUCCAAUAAUUUAAUCAUCAAGUACAUUAGCUGCCGGCUGGUGACACUCACCAUCAUACUGUUAGCAUGUAUCUACCUGGGCUAUUACUUUAGCCUCUCCUCACUCUCAGACGAAUUUAUCUGCAGCAUCAAAUCAGGGAUCCUGAAAAACGACAGCACUGUCCCUGAUCAGUUCCAGUGCAAACUCAUUGCUGUUGGCAUCUUCCAGUUGCUCAGCUUCAUUAACCUCAUGGUGUAUGUUCUGCUGACUCCUGUGGUUAUCUACACGCUGUUUGUUCCAUUCCGACAGAAGACAGAUGUUCUCAAGGUCUAUGAAAUCCUGCCUACUUUUGAUGUUCUGCAUUUCAAGUCUGAAGGAUACAAUGACUUGAGCCUCUACAACCUUUUCUUGGAAGAGAAUAUAAGUGAACUCAAGUCAUACAAGUGUCUUAAGGUACUGGAGAAUAUUAAAAGCAAUGGUCAGGGAAUUGAUCCAUUGCUGCUCCUGACUAACCUUGGCAUGAUCAAAAUGGAUGUAAUUGAUGGCAAAACUCCCAUGUCGGCAGUGGCCAAGGGAGAGGAGCAGGAGAACCGAAUGGCAGAGCUCAAAGAUUUGGACAUAAACAGUGAAACUAAAGCAAACAAUGAAGACAAGAAUGCUCGACAGAGACUUCUGAAUUCUUCUUGCUGAUGAUUUUGUUUUUGGGCUUCAAACCUCUGGCUUCCGUGACACAGGAUUCUUUUUGACUAAAGCACGCCAUUGGAUUCACAGUUGGUUUGCAGUAAAUGGUUUUUGGUAGUGAUAGAGAGCAGGUCUUAUUCAGUCCCUAAUGAACAUAAUGGUCUACAAAAUGCUAUGAAGGGAUGGUUUUAUUAACUCCCUACAAGAAACACAUGGAGAUAAGUAAAAUGUAGCAAGUAUAUAUGUAGAAGUCCACAUCGAUGAAAAGUGAAAGGACUCGAUUUUCAAAGAGCGGUGAAGAGCCUUUUAGUGCCUCACAGAAGCGUCUUACUGUGCCCACCUGUGAUGUGACCUAGAGCUUGUAGAGAGCAAGUAUUUCAGGAGAUUUUUUUAAUUUUGUGAAAUAAUAAACAUAUUAGGAUAUAAUUUAAUAUGAAUCUCUUGUGCCCUUCCUGACUAUUGGAUAGUAAGGCUCUUCAGAGUCAGAGGUUGGCCUGCACUUGGCGCAGGGUCUUAACUCGGUGCCAUCCUGGUGCUUUAGCUCUCAUACACUCGGGCUCUCCUUACUCUCUUAGCACUUUGGCUAAUUUCAGUCUACUAACCAUUAUUUGUGGCACUCUGCCUUGAAGGGCAGCAGGCCUGAGGACUGCUCUGAUUGAAAACUUAAUUAACAAGAUAUAAUCUAAAGGAUAUUCAGUUCAUACUACAGUGACUUCAAUGGAAGAAAGAGAGCUUCAAAAAAGAGCCCUGUGGGAAAUCAAAAUCUGAAUUUACAGAAAUUAAUUCAGUCACUUUCAGAGAGAUUGUCUCCAGGGUGUUAUCAAGGCAAAUGAAUCAAGACUUUGCUUAAACACAUUAACAACACAGCAAGGUUUACAGUGAGGAACACUUUGCCUAAAAUGAACUGAGCACAUAAGUGACACUUGCCAUGUGCUUGGAGCCAGAACAGCUUAGCAUUGUUUAUAUUUAAGUGCAGCUUUAAAAAAUGUUUUUUAAUUUAUACAAUGUCAGAACUGAGGUCAUUUGGGAAGAACAUUCUAGUAUUGAUGGAGAAUUAUAAAAUAAUGCUAAAAAUGGAUGGAUAAGAUAAACAUAAGCAUUAUUUCACAGUCCUUUAAGGCUAAUGAGAAUAUGUUAAAAACUGUUUCCAGUUCUGACCAUGUAAAUAUAUCCUUAUGUUCACAUUUUAUACAAAAAAUUCUUAACUAACCUGUGAACCAUUCAGUUUUUAUUCUUAAAAAGGUCACGCAUUGCUUAAGUGAACAAUUCUCAGGAACCUCGAAGUUUACUUUUGAUCUUUAGGGAGAAUUGUUUACCUAGUGUAACUUUGUGUGUGUGUGUGUGUGUGAAGAACAGAAGUUAUAUACGCUGCUGGCUGCCUUUCAGAAUAUAUAGAAAAGCAGAUUUUAUUUGUAUUUUAUUUUGUGACAAUUUCUGAGGCUGAAAGCUAAUGAUAAAUAGCAAAGAUGUAAUCAGCUUUAAAUUAUUCUCUUUUACAUGAUAUUUAUUACUGUUGAAGUAUUGUGCGACAGAAAUGGUGGUAACUUGAAUAAUUGAUUUCAUUACAUUUUUAUAUCAUUGUAUCUGAGAUGUUCUGUCACAACUCUUUUUUUUUUUUUUUUUUGAAAAUUUGAAGUUUUAAAGUACAUUUUUCUAGGAUAUGAUUUUUUUUCCAAAAAGCUUCAUCCUCCCUGUAGGCUACCCUAAUUUGUACUUUGAAGUGAUAAAAGUGGGUAUUUUAUUUGAGGAGACCAAGAACUCUGUAAGCCCUACCACAUAUAAUUCUAUCAGUGUUUGUAUACUUAGGGUCCUUGGCUUCUGCUUUGGUUCAUUUUCUUUCCCAUUCCUUCUGGGAGCUCCAGUUGGGCCCAAGCUUCCCACUGGGCACUGGCCUUAUAGAUGUGAAAUAGGAAAGUCCAAUAUUUGAGGACCACAGAGUCCAGUAAGAGGCAGUAGAGAUAUCCACAGUACUAAGAGGAGAAAGUAACCAAGAUAAAGGCCCUGCCAGAAAACUAGCAAAUGCUCUGUUCUUGGGAGAUGCCAUGUUAUUUCUUGUCUCCCACCUAGCUUUCAUAGCUGCUGGUUUUGAGAAUCUAAUUAUAAUUUUUCGUAGAGACAGAUAACCCUCUUAAGGUUCUUUAGCCACAGAUCCUGUAGGUUGAAGUUUACACAAAACAGUAACACAGUGAUUUUGAACAGUAAAUGGGCUCAGUUGCCUUGUGUCCCUUCCCUUGCAGGGGCCAGGGAGAACAAGCCUGUGGGGACCUGGAGCUACUGAUGAAUAACAUUUGUGACUCCAAAAGGCUGGUGUGGAUAUCUGGUGAUGCAUUCUGGCCUGGAAAGUUAAUUUUCCAUUCCAAGUUGUUGACUUGGAGGACUACUCGAGAUCCAGUUUCCGAGGGCAAGAAGAGUGCUUUUAUAAGCACUAAGUACUUUAUAAAGGGCAUACAUAGGAUGUAAGUGACCACUGCAGGGUCACUAACUUUGUUUUUGGCUCAGUUCUCCCUCGUGAGAAGACUGCUGAACCAGACUGUGGCAGUUAAGAGUGGAACAAAUAUUCUGAAAGCAGUGUUCCAGCACACCUUUAAUUUUACCACAGAUCAGACAGAAGCCUCCAGCAUAGAGAUUCUUGAACUUUGGGCAGUUAUAAGCCCCCUUAUAAAUAUUUUUAAAGCUAUGGACUGGUAUCCUCAGGAAACACACCAUUUUAAAUAUUCUCCAGCAGUGAUUACAGCCCAUGUGUAAUGGGGCUGAGAUUUAUUCUACUAGCCAAAGAGAAUGGGGCUGCUUCUGUCCAUGAGAAAAUCUAUGAGAAAGUCAUGAAUGAAUUUCCUUCGUUUUCUAGAAUCAGACUGAAGAAGAUCAAUAAUAGGAUGGGAAGCAGUGGGCUGGGAAUGGCCAAGCUCCCAAUGUUGACCGCUGUUUCUCCCUGGCUAACACCUUUUAUCAUAGUCUCCAUUGAAAUAAUUAUUCAGAGUAAAUCAAAAGUCAGUUUUUAUCCAUUGCUCCAUUACCAGUUUCUAAAACAGUCACCAACAUGCACUAGGCUAUAAAUAUUUGAGUGAAUGAACAAAUGAUGUUAGGAUAAAUCCUAGUUUGUUGGCAACUAUAAUUUAAUUUUAAAAGGCACAUAGUCCCCUGCAGGAAAGAAGAGAGAGGGGACGCUCAUUUAGCCUCUUGGUAGAGAGAGGAGUAUUUUGGCAAAUGAAUAGUUUUCCACUGUAAGUGGUAAGGGUCCUGAGCUUUUUAUUGUGGGGUGAGUCAUGACUAUUUUUCAAGUUCAGUGCAAGUUCAACGUUGUCUUGUGGUUUAAAAAAAAAUGAAGUUUUAAAGGUCUUGGUCUCUUAAUUCCCCAGAAUAAACCUCUUGAACGGACAUGUGAAUUGAAAUGUGCAAUUACCAGUAAUUGAGAUUUUAUCUGAGGGCAUUGAGAUGAAAUGGCUCUUUUAGGGUACUCUUUGGCAUUUUGCCCCACCACUUUUUUUGCAAGUACAGUGAAACCUUUUUUUUUAAAAAAAAGAUGCUAUUGACACAGAUGCUAUUAUGCUAUUAAUGCUAUUAAUUUAUGAUUGGUUUUCCUGCAUGCUUUAAAUUAAAUGUAUUGCUUUGGUGAGUGAGUCCCCUUUUUAAAAGCUGUGAAAAUACUUUGUUACUAAAGCAUGUAGUUUGGUCAGUAAUUGUUCUUCAAGUUCUUGGGAGUUGUCCAAGUUUUUCAUAUCUUGGGGUGUUUUUUUCUCUGCUCACCAGAGAAGAAAAAUCCUUAUAGGAUUCUACAGUGUUACAAGCAUUCCCUACAAACCCUGAAAUAAUCAGCUCCUCCUUAACAGUCUGCCUUCUUAAAGUACCAUAAUUAGAAUUUGACAAUAUUCAGUAGAGUGGCUUUCUCUGUGUAAGUAAAUUCUUUUUAGUGACUAAAUUUCUUCAAAACUUUUGAAGAAAAAUAUGUGUUAUUUUUGCUGUGCCAUUUUGUGAGAAUCCUGCCAAUAGAUGAAGAAAGACUUUAAAAAUUAAGAUUAUCUUGGAUUUUAUUGCACGGUUAUCUGAAGAUGAGCACAAAUGAUGGUGUUAAGAAAUGACCCUUUCAAGAACACGAAAGUUUUGGUAGUUUUCACUAUUAUAUUUCAUGCUUCCAUGUGAGUCAUCUGUCCAUGCUCUGCAUUCUGAGCCUUCACGCUUCCAUUUAAAGUAAGAUGAAAGGCUCAAAGUUAAGGCUGCUGUGUCUAUAGAAAAUGUUUUAGUUCUACAUUGUGGUGUCCACCUAAAUAAAACUUCUCUGGGUAA
Molecule: messenger RNA, 5953 nt
Organism: Heterocephalus glaber (naked mole-rat)
Lineage: Eukaryota; Metazoa; Chordata; Mammalia; Rodentia; Bathyergidae
Gene: Panx1
Product: pannexin 1
Biological process (GO): positive regulation of interleukin-1 production; monoatomic cation transport; cell-cell signaling
Cellular component (GO): plasma membrane
Molecular function (GO): wide pore channel activity
Source: RefSeq, a predicted model, not a curated record